Funneliformis mosseae is the source of this 1023-nucleotide messenger RNA. The record is from the annotation of a GenBank genome assembly. NCBI's taxonomy places the organism in Eukaryota, Fungi, Glomeromycota, Glomeromycetes, Glomerales, Glomeraceae.
AUGCAUUCUAAAAGGUUAGCCUAUUUUGGGUUAUUAGGUCGGUUUGCCGAUGCCGAGUUCGCUUCUGAAGCGCUCUUUGCAGCGCUGAAUUUGAUCGGGUUAUAUCAUGAUUCGAUUUUAGUUCGAGCUGCCGAAAGCUUGGAGCCUUCAAAAAAACCAAUUCCUUCCGCACACAAUAAAUAUACGAGAUACUGGAUUAAUCUGUCAAAGACGUAUCAAAGAGCAUCAUUUGCAUUAACAUUUUUACAGUAUACUGAUGUAUUAAUGGAGAUGGGAGUACAAAAGAAAUGGGGUAAACAAGCCAAAUGGAGAUUAAUCACCACGAUUGAAUUUAUAAAGGUGAUAUGUCGAAUUAUACUUUUUUAUAAGACACAAGAGCGUACAGUAGUCAAUCCAACCAUACCAAGAAGAGAAAUUGAUCCAUCAAUUUUUAAUCAAGAAGAGAAUUCUACUACGGGUAAUCAAACGUGGAUAGGACAAAACACGAGAUGUGAACGAGAUAAUUUAUCUUCGGUGAUUAAUAAUAACACCACCUUUAAUAAUAAUAUUAUUAAUGAUUAUUUAAUGAGUAAAGUGCUAUAUAGUGAAGAUAUUAGAAAACCAUCAGAACUAGUUCAUAGGUUACAUGGUAUUGGGAAGUUUGCCGAAUUAUUAUACAUCAUUAGACCUCUCAUCUAUGUCUUUGCAUUGCAAAAAUAUGGGAAUCGUUCAUGGAAACCUUGGGUACUUUCAAUUUUUAUUGAAUUAUUAGCAAAAGUUUUUUUUGAUCAUUUCUACAAGAAAAAGGUACCGGGAGGAUAUAGAUGGAUAUCUACAUUAGAAAAGGAGGAACACAAGAGACGUAUCCGUCUUUUCCUCUUUUAUAUUCUACGAGGUCCUUUCUACGAAAAAUUCACAAGGCCAAAAAUCAAUAAUUUUUGUCAAUCGGUCAGCAACAAACCUAUUUUAUCAUUAUUUGGAGGGAUUCUAAGAGAUUAUCAACCAUUAUGGGAGAAUAUCUAUUUUUAUAGCGCAUCAUCAUAA